Aspergillus sclerotioniger CBS 115572 is the source of this 339-nucleotide messenger RNA. RefSeq lists its product as uncharacterized. The record is from RefSeq and is a predicted model, not a curated record. The coding region runs from base 1 to 339 and encodes 112 amino acids. The transcript has a single exon. Lineage: Eukaryota; Fungi; Ascomycota; Eurotiomycetes; Eurotiales; Aspergillaceae.
AUGGCCACUGCUAUGCAGGACGACCAGUUCCACUCGAUGCCCCCUACCAGCGGCGAGGGCUGUCGCCCUCCCGGGGACCCCUAUGCCCGGGCUGCUGAUCCUCACUCGUCCGUGGAGGACUACAGCCGGGUCAUGCUGGAAUACACUCAACGCCGGAUGGCGGAUUUCGCCGACCUGGACGACGACAAGGGGUCCUUUAGCCGCAGUAGUCGCAGUAGCCAGACCAGCGGCGGCAGUGGAACCUCUACCAGCGGUCUGCUUGCCCGUCAGGCAGCCGGCGCGAGCAGUGCGGCCCAUGACAGCCCCGACGCCGCCGGGUACAAGUCGGGCGUGAACUAG